Messenger RNA from Strongylus vulgaris, 234 nucleotides. The record is from the annotation of a GenBank genome assembly. Lineage: Eukaryota; Metazoa; Nematoda; Chromadorea; Rhabditida; Strongylidae.
AUGUACUUCAGAGACGUACGCCUGGAACUAGCUGCGCGAGAGCCGAAGAGGCUGAACGUAUGCUGCGUGGCCAGCGACCAUUCCGCAUUCGUAGACGAGUUCGAAUUGCUUAAAUGGAAUACUAUCACCGGAAAUCCCGGGAAUUUUUCGGCUUCUUUGGAAUUCAACGUGCCUAAGACGGAGGACAGGAGACGACAGAAAGCAUUCUGGCGAGCCGGAAAGGCGCGGUACUGA